AGCUUCUCACCAACGACAAGAGUUUCUUUGCAACACAAGCUCUCGACUCUCCCGACGGCUUCCACAGCUUCGUCUUCUCUUUCUUGUCGAGAGAAUCGAAGAACAGAGCGACUUUCGCAAGACGACGUCAGGGUCUUCUUUCCCCUCCAAGGCGGAUAGCGAAAGUUCGGCCAGACCCCGCCUAAAUCCUUCCUCUUUCUUCAGUCAUCGACCACAUCACCGUCCUCCAUCUUGGCUGUGCAACCACGACGCUUCCACCUCUCGCAGUCUUCUACCCUCUCGAUAUUGAUAAACCUCUCAUUCGGCGACGAUGGAUUCGAUGCGCAGUCUCAACACAUCGCUGCCGCGCACCUCGCCUCGUCGCACCCAACAGCCCCCCGAAGAACUCCUGUCGGCCUUCAAAGCCGCCGCUCUCUCCGUCACAAAUCUAUACAAGAAUGCUGCGUCUGAGCAGGCAAGAUCAAGAGCUGCUGGUUACCAAGAUGCACUGGACGAUCUGCUGUCCUUCCUCGACAAGGAAAAUCUUGGCCUCGGUGACGGUGAAGGUUGGAGAGUGAGGCAAUGGGCAACCGAACGCUUCGACGGAGGCAUUUCUGGAGGUCGCGAAAGCGAAGACGAGGAAGAGGAACAAGAAGAGCCCGUCCGCAGUUCUAGCCCAGAGGUUGCGAGGAAACCGACCGCUCCACAAGAACAACUACAACCACAACCACAACCACAACCUCAACCAGAGCCCGUCAUCAUCAACUCUGAGCCUAUUCAGCAACAACAGCAGCCACAAAUUCUGCGCUCAGACAUCACAGUCCCUCAAUCCGACACUUUCUCAUUUCGCUCCUCAAUGGCAUACCCCCCUCCACACCACGACCGAGAAGUCGACAUGGAUGGCACAAACAGCAUACCCUCCGACUCUCCUAACUCAACAACAUCCAACACAAAUAAUCCAGUCCGACUCGAAGUACACCCCAGACGACGAAACAAUCACAACCACAACCGCUCCAACAAUUCAAACUCCAACAGAAUAGCCUCUGUGAACCUAGGUUCCCUUGGCUCAGGCGCCGGCUCCAAGCGCAAAAACUUGGGCGACUUUUUCGACAUCUCCGGCCUAUCAUUUGGCAAUAACGGAAGAGAUGGUUCUGAUCGUGGAGGGAAGAGGGGAAGACAUGUCUAAGAGCUUUUCUUCCCUGGAUUGAUUCUGCGAUUUUCUUCUUUCUGCCACUGCACUGCGUCGCAUCAUACAACACACCCCCAAAUACCCAUUAGUUCUUGUUAGAUCAUUCUUCUUUUCCUUUGUCUGCGAUCUUCGGGGAGAUCAAGGAAGUAAUGAAUUACGAGAUGUCCCUUUUGUCCUUCUUUGUUUCUUGUCAUGCUGGUUCAGGCUUCACAUUCCGCCUUGUUCUGAAUCUCAUGUUUCUGGUCUUUUGCAUAACAGCGUGCGGCAUAUGAGAUGGCUGGCUGUUUUUUUCCCUAAUACAUACCAAAUGCGGUACUUUUCUUAUCGGCCUGGAGGAAUGACCCUGCUGCAUGGUUGAUGUCUCGAUCUUUUCAUAUAUACAAUGUUCAGUUUGGUGAUCUACACCCUACUUGAAAUGAAUCAACGCGA
Aureobasidium pullulans EXF-150 is the source of this 1597-nucleotide messenger RNA. RefSeq lists its product as uncharacterized. The coding region runs from base 311 to 1165 and encodes 284 amino acids. The record is from RefSeq and is a predicted model, not a curated record. The transcript has a single exon. Lineage: Eukaryota; Fungi; Ascomycota; Dothideomycetes; Dothideales; Saccotheciaceae.